AUGGUCGCACAGAUGAAGGAAUUAGAAAUGAUCUUGGGCUACAAUUUCAACGAUGAAGAACUACUGAGACAAGCGUUAACGCGUGGGAGUGCAAUUAAUGAAAAAAAUCCUGAUGCUAGUGAAAAAUCAUUCGAGACACUCGAAUUUGUAGGAGAUGCAGCACUGAAGCAUGCUAUAGCGCAAUUAUUAUACAGAAAACAUCGUGAAAAUAGUACAGAAUAUGUUCUGCAUAUGGGCACUGUAGAAUUGAUAAAAAACUCAUUCUUGUCAACCAUCGGAAAAGAGAUGCAACUGGAAAAAUUCCUUUUGAUGGGAAAAGGGGAAAAAAACUUGACAAACAAGGAUAGAUUACUUGCCGAUGGAGUUGAAGCUAUUCUUGGUGCAGUUUCACUUGAUACAAAUAGUAAAAAUGAUUUGCUCGAUGUGGUGCUUCGUUUUUGGAAACCAUAUUUAGAGCUAAGUACAUCGCAUGCUUUGCAAUUUUGUUUAAAAGAAGCUAACACAGACCACAAAGGCUACACACUUAAGUCUUCGAAUGGCAAUGUCAUUACUUAUGGCAAAUGCGGAAAGAUGGACUCUAUCCCAUGGAAGAUGUGCAUCUUUGUCAUGCGUUUCAUACUGCUGUUGAUAUUAUUAUACGUAUCACUUGUCAUUAUGAGUAACCUUCCAAAUUUAUAA
Didymodactylos carnosus is the source of this 678-nucleotide messenger RNA. The record is from the annotation of a GenBank genome assembly. Lineage: Eukaryota; Metazoa; Rotifera; Eurotatoria; Philodinida; Philodinidae.